This is a messenger RNA of Rosa chinensis, 1170 nucleotides long. RefSeq lists its product as uncharacterized. The transcript has 3 exons. The coding region runs from base 73 to 1074 and encodes 333 amino acids. NCBI's taxonomy places the organism in Eukaryota, Viridiplantae, Streptophyta, Magnoliopsida, Rosales, Rosaceae. The record is from RefSeq and is a predicted model, not a curated record.
CCUAUAUAUAUACUUGUAUAUUUUUGUUAUUCUCUCAUUCCUUGCUCUCUAAAUUCGUGUGAAUAUCAAUGAAUGUCUGGAUCGUCUGAACCACCCAAGUACACCAAAACGCCCCUCCACGUCAUUCAAGCACGAAUUGAAAAGCUUAAGAAAAACUCGGAUCUCUUUGACAUCCAAGUUACCACUCCACUUCAAUUUCGUGAGCUUCAAUUAGAUAGUGAAGGGAAUAGAGUAGAGGGAGGAUCAGAAGCUUCUGACACUUCAGUUGUUCCAUCACCACACCAAACGCCACCUCCAUCACCUCGUGCACUUUUAGUCGUUCCACCACCACCACCACCAAUGGCUCUCACCAUAAGGCAACUCUCUACAUCCGUCAUCCCACCUGGGGGAGUGCCAACCUGCAUAACCUACCCUGCUGCAGCUGAGGGAUUAACAGCUGAUUUUGAGUUGAAGUCUGGGUUGCUUCAUCGUCUUCCUACAUUCCAUGGACUCCCUAUGGAAGAUCCCAACAACCACUUGAUGGAAUUUCAGUUCAUCUGCACUAGCAUGAAGCCUCAAGGAGCUGAUGAGCAUAUUUUGAAGUUGAAGGCCUUCCCAUUUUCGUUGGCUGACAAGGCAAAGCAGUGGCUUUAUGAGUUGCCUAGUGGACGAAUUACUUCUUGGGGAGACAUGAUGAAGGCGUUUCUUGAGAAGUAUUUUCCUACAUCUCGCAUCAUCAUGUUAAGGAAAAAGAUAAGUGGCAUCCAACAAGGGCAGGAUGAGUCCUACGCAGAAUACUAUGAAAGGUUCAAGUCUCUCAUCACUCAAUGCCCUCAACAUGGCAUGAAGGAGGAGACCUUGCUCACUUGCUUUUAUGAUGGUCUCACACCAUUGGAAAGAGAUAUGCUAGAUGCAGCUUCUGGUGGAUCUUUUGUUGACAAGGAGCCUGCGGCUGGAAUGAUCCUUAUUGAGAAUAGGGCCUUGAAUCAACAACAAUUUGGAAGCUCUAGGCCCAAAUCCACCACCACACGUGAAAGGGUCCAUGAGGUCAAACUAAUCAUGGGAACCAAAUCAACGCCAUAUCCACAGAUGUAGCUGAGAUGAAGAAGCAAAUGAGUCAAGUGGUGGAGUUCAUGGGUAAGUUUCAUGAGCAAGGUAAGUUACCAAGUGGCACCAUCCCAAAUCCUCACU